AUGAGACGGCAAAGCAAUGCUCCAAGGCGCCCCAAUCUCUUGACACGUGCGGUGGAGGGCGUGUUUGAUCUUGUGCGCCUGGCAGAGUUUGAGAUUCUCUUUGUGGUCUUCCUGGUGAUAGUCCUGCUCCUUAUCAAGGACCUGACUGCCCGACCACAAUACAACCAGAUAUUCACGAGAAGCAUCCCGGAUCAGUUGAGGCAAUAG
Molecule: messenger RNA, 207 nt
Organism: Klebsormidium nitens
Lineage: Eukaryota; Viridiplantae; Streptophyta; Klebsormidiophyceae; Klebsormidiales; Klebsormidiaceae
Source: the annotation of a GenBank genome assembly